Molecule: messenger RNA, 2797 nt
Organism: Anarrhichthys ocellatus (wolf-eel)
Lineage: Eukaryota; Metazoa; Chordata; Actinopteri; Perciformes; Anarhichadidae
Gene: pter
Product: phosphotriesterase related
Exons: 5
Coding region: 144-1193 (349 amino acids)
Biological process (GO): catabolic process
Molecular function (GO): zinc ion binding
Source: RefSeq, a predicted model, not a curated record
CCGUGAUCUCUCGCGAUGUUUCCCACUUCUCGCGCUUCUUUGCUCCUCUAAUCUGUACACGGAGGACUUGCUGAGUUCGGCUGGCGGUUGAGGUGGACAGUAACAAGCAGAAACCAGGUUAUUGGAAGCCCUGAACACCAGUCAUGUCAGAGUUGAGUGGGAAGGUCCAGACCGUCCUGGGUCUGGUGGAUCCGGACCAGCUGGGCCGCACCAUGACCCACGAGCACCUGACCAUGACCUUUGAGUGCUGCUACUUCCCCCCUCCUCCGGGCGACGAGGCGGUUGCCGAGAACCCCUUCCAGAUGCAGCACAUGCACUGGCUGAGACAGAACCCGUACAGCUGCCACGAGAACCUGCUGCUGCAGCAGGAGACCGGCGCCGUGCAGGACGAGCUGCUGGCCUACAGGAAGGCCGGCGGGGGCGCCAUAGUGGAGAACACCACCACGGGCAUCGACCGAGACCUGCCCACCCUCAAGCGGCUGGCCGAGAACACCGGGGUCCACAUCAUCGCGGGGGCGGGCUACUAUGUGGACUGCACCCAUACUGAGGCCACCAAGAGAACCAGUGUGGAGAAGCUCACGGACAUCAUCGUCGGCGAGGUGCUUCACGGCGCCGACGGCACGGACAUCCGCUGCGGCGUGAUCGGAGAGAUCGGCACCGGCUGGCCCAUCACGGAGAGUGAGACGAAGGUGCUGAGGGCCACAGCCCACGCUCAGACCCGCCUCGGCUGUCCCGUCAUCAUCCAUCCUGGUAGGAACCCCGCAGCUCCAACAGAAGUAGUCCGGAUUCUCCAGGAGGCCGGUGGUGACAUCAGCAAAACUGUCAUGUCCCACCUGGACAGGACCAUAUUUGAUGACGGUGAACUGCUUGAGUUUGCGAAGCUGGGGAGCUACCUGGAGUACGAUCUGUUUGGAACGGAGAUGCUGAACUACCCGUAUGACCUGGAGCUGGACAUGCCCAGUGACAGCCAGAGAGUGAAGACCUUGGCGUUCCUCGUGAAGGAGGGCUACGGCGACAAGAUAUUGGUCGCACACGACAUCCACACCAAGAACCGCCUCACCAAGUACGGCGGCCACGGCUACUCUCACAUCCUGAGGAACAUCGUGCCGAAGAUGCUGAUGAGGGGCAUCUCGCAGCAGCAGGUGGACGAAAUCCUCAUCGACAACCCGAAACGCUGGCUGACCUUCAAAUGAAGCAGGAAGAGAGAGCCAAGGAAGGCGUCUCGAUGUAUCGAUUGUUUUAUCUUCAGGCGAUGAAAUCAAUACUUAAAAGUUCUUUGCAAUAAUCAGAGCCAAACUCACUUAUAAAUGUGCUUUAGGGACCUCAAACCAAUGAGCUGUUGUGCAUAAAUUUGUCUUUAAUGUCAAUGUUCAUCAAAUUUCUGAGCGUAGCAAAAUGUUUAGUAUAAUAAUUAACAGGCUGUUUCAUUCAGCUGAAAGAGUUUUUACAGAGGCCCUCGUUAAUUAAAACUUGAUUUCCUAUUUGUGAUUAUAUUAUUCACUUUGUAAGCGAAUAAUCCGGAGGAGCAUCUCGGGAUCAGUGCAUCUCAUUAGCAUUCUUGUUUUGGUCCCAUUUAUGUCACAUAAAUAAAUAGCUUUUUCUUGCCUGCAUAAAUGCGAAUUGCACUCUAAAACAAAUAUUGUCCCUUUUCUUGCAGCGCUCACAAAUGUGGCGCUAAUUGAUUUUUCAAUGUCAAUGUGUCGUUGCUUUGUCUUUGUAGGUGUCUUUGUUUGGUGUCUGCGAACCACGUUUUUAUGGGAUGAAAAUAACGAGCGCGUUAGUAAUCAGUAUGCCGCUCUGCUCUCGACACAACGCGGCUGUGUUGGAUGAGUUGUCCUGUUGCCCCUCAGUGGGUGUCUGGCUGCCUAUGGGAGGCUGGCUGGAUGAAGGACACGUUCUCCUCUCAUCUGGGAACAGGUGGCCUCACAAGGGGGGGGGACUUCACCACAUGAUCAAUGGCGUGGUCGCCCCGCAAGUGACUGUGCUCCGUGAAAAACUAUAUAACUUUGAUCAAUCUCCUGAGAGGAUUAAAAAAAAAAAAAAGUGAGCCAGAGAAUUUAAUUUCCCAUGAUAUUUUUACACAUCAACUGGAGAGGGCUUCACAAUCAAGGAAACAUUUCAGUUGCAACUGUCCAGUUUUGUGAUGGUGACCAAGCACCAGACCACCCUGUUGCCCCCAACCAGCUGUCACAUUGAGACAAGAAGUAUGAGUUACAAUGAUGUUGAGACGGUGCUUCAAUAUGAACAUCAGAAUGGCCCUUUACAGAAGUGUUUCUUAUGCUGCACAGAGUUGAAAUGUCUUUUUUAUAAUCAUGCAUCACUACGACUUUGAACAUUUUCACUCAAAAGGCAACAAAUAUAUUUUUAAAAAUAAAGCACACAUGGACUAACUACACUGUGAACACAGUGGUUGUGAUGUGAGUAUAAUUUUUGCAUCUAUUAAGUCCACACUCGGUAUGUUACCACAGCAGAAUAUGUUUGACAUAUCAGCGAACUUAAUUUGUAAAGCUAAACAGUUCGUCCAGAGUGCAUUAGUGACACUAAUCAAUGUGACACGGGUACAUUUCACACUUCAACAUUCAUUAUCAUUAUUCUGUAGUGACACUGUAAGCUCUUGGGCUUUUGCAAAGUACAGUUUUUUUUCUUCUGCAUGACGUCCUCCACGUCUUUCUGGACUCUUUUUGCUGUAUGGAAAUGAUGUAGCUCUGCCUCCAGUAAUCCAACUGACACUGAAGUGAGCAUGAGCAGUGAAGCGAGCUAUGUGCGGAGUGGAUGUUCCGUGUUUCAGUCAGCGUAC